This is a messenger RNA of Dicentrarchus labrax (European seabass), 2460 nucleotides long. It is a transcript of the gene orc3, whose product is annotated as origin recognition complex, subunit 3. Gene Ontology annotation, molecular function: DNA replication origin binding. Lineage: Eukaryota; Metazoa; Chordata; Actinopteri; Moronidae. Bases 144 to 2309 code for a protein of 721 amino acids. The transcript has 20 exons. The record is from RefSeq and is a predicted model, not a curated record. Gene Ontology annotation, biological process: DNA replication; DNA replication initiation. Gene Ontology annotation, cellular component: nuclear origin of replication recognition complex; nuclear pre-replicative complex; DNA replication preinitiation complex.
UUCCGCCAACGUCACAGUGGCGGGAAGUAGUCGCUCCUUCGUAAGGCUCAACACAAGCUGCAUUUUAAACACAUAUAUUUUACCUUUAAACGGCCACUGACUGAACUAUACUAAACACAAAACCUCCGUUACACGUAUUUGAGAUGACUACUACAUCUGUGUCAAAGGGAUGCUUUGUUUUCAAGCCCAGUGCUAAGAAGAAGAAGAAGACACUCAGUUUGGAGGAUCAUUUCACCAAUGGCUGUGAGGGUGCAGACAACAGUGAAAUACGAUUUAAACUUUGUCAAGAUCUGUGGCACAAAAUUAGAGCAGACACAGAGGUUUUACAGGAUGAACUCAACAGGAAAAUCUUGGACAGCUUGCUGGACUUCACGAGGAAGUGCUCCUCCACUCGCCAACACAGUGACUGGGCAUCACAGAUGAGGGCCAGUGAGAUUCCCACUGCGGCUCUUGUGCUCGGUGUGAAUGUCCCGGACCAUGACAUGACCUUCCAGAGUCUGUCUGAACUGCUGCAGCAGUCUGUCACUCCUCAUGUUGCCUCUGUACAGGCCAAAGAGUGUGGAGCGUUGAAGCAUUUGAUGAAGAGGGUCCUGGAGAGGCUGAUGGAUACUGUUGUGACUGUGGAUGAUGAGGAGGAAGAGGAAACUGAGCAGACCAGUACUCAGCUCCACAAGAGUGUGCACUGCUCCCUCAGUACACUCUGUGAUUGGUACAAUGCAAAAACAAUGAAAUCCAAAACUGGCACUCCUGGAAAAAAGCGUAGUUCUCCCGUCAGAGAUGAUCCACAGCAGCCUCCUGUUGUAAUCAUUUUCAAAGAUUUGGAGGCUUUCAACCCAAAAGUUCUUCAGGACUUCAUACUCAUCUGCAGCCGAUACGUUGAACGUCUUCCACUGAUGUUCAUCUUUGGGAUCGCCACGUCACCCAGCACCAUCCAACACAUGCUGCCCCACUCUGUGUCCUCCCUCCUGUGUAUAGAGCUCUUCCAGUCCCUCUCCUGUACACAGCACUUGGCCACAGUUAUAGACAAGUUGAUCCUGACACCUCAGUUCCCUUUUAAGCUCAACGGUAAAGUGAUGCAAGUGCUGAUGAGCAUCUUCCUCUACCACGAUUUCUCGGUGAGAAACUUCAUCAAGGGCGUUCAGCUGGCCUUGCUGGAGCACUUUCACUCUCAGCCUCUCAGUGUACUGUGCUGUAAGAAAAAGGAGGCUCUGCUUAAUGUGAUGCAGCUCAGUCACCAUGACUUGGAGAGCAUAAGGCAUCUGCUGUCCUUCAGGAGGUAUGUAGAGAAGCAGGAACCUCAGGAACAACUGAAUCUGUUUAGAGAUGACACUCAUUUAAAGGAGGUGUGUCAGAAGCUGAUAAAAGACCUUCGCAAAUACCACAAGAACUAUUAUCCCGUCCUGAGGUGUCUCCACACUCUGACCUCAUCCUUACCUCGGUACCCACUCGGAAAACAGGUCAGAGAGCUCCAUUUAAUUUGUCUGGAGAAGAAUGUAUGGGAGAAUGAGGAUUACCAGACAGCCAUGAAGCUUCUAAAGAUGCUGGCUAAAGACGAGCUGAUUGCUUCGCUACAGAGAUGUGUGGAGAUUCUGCAGCCUGUCAAGUCAAAGAAGAUGAAGAAGGCUCUUGUCGAGCUGGAAGAGCUGCUCGCCAAGUUCAAGCAGUUGGAUACAGUAGCUGCUGAAACUCUCCCCUGUGUGGAAGAUUGUAUCACCUCUCCAGUGAAAAAUCUUCAAAAGAAAACCGAUCUCUUCCAGCUGCAGAAGACGCUGCUGGAGAUGAACGAGUCUCGGAGAGCCAAGAAACUGAGCCCUUUUGAGGUUCUGCGAAAUGAAGCUCUCGAGUUUAUCGACGGCUUAGUGAAGAGUCACCUGUCUCCCCCUGAGUCUCAGACACUGAAUGAGGUUUGUUACUACAGUUCUUCUGCCACUGUGAGACGCCACCUCAAUGCAACACCUCGUACCUCCAUACAGGCUGCGCUCAGCAGUCCCUACUAUUAUCUUCAGAAUGAGAGCCUAAAGACUGAGGAUGGGACCGUCUCUAAUGCUGCUCCGGAUAUCUGCAUUGCAUACAAACUCCAUCUGGAGUGCGGCAGGCUGAUUAACCUCUACGACUGGCUAGAAGCCUACGCUACUGUGGUUUCUGCUGCUGAGGGUAACAAUCCAGAUUCUGACAAUGUCAGGAAAGUGGAGGAAGUCAAACAUGCCCGUUUCAUCCAAGCCGUGUCCGAGCUCGAAUUUCUGGGCUUCAUCAAGUCCACCAAGCAGAAGACCGACCACGUGGCUCGACUCACCUGGGGAGGCUGCUGACCGAGCCAAAAGAAACCAAACGUACUUCUUUACUUACAUCUGUGGCUGCCGCCUCCCUUCAUUUAAACUCUUAUCAAAUUUAACUUGGAUUUAUAUUUUGUGCUGUAUUCUUUUUCCCCCACGAAUAAAAUAUGUGAGUAGUGUCUGAUAA